GUCUGGGAUAGUAACUAGGCUAGCUAGAUAGAUGCUGUGGCAGUGCUGUGUUUGUCUGGUGUGGGGGGUGUGGGGGGGUAGAAGAUACUGUGAUGUAGCCUAGCCAAUCUGGUAAGGUUGUCUUUAAAUGGAGGUUGUACUUGGGAAUGAUGGGUAGGACCAAAUAACUUGUGGUGGUGUUAGGGAUGGGAAAUGUAGACGUGAUAUCUAUGGUGUUUCUGAUGGGACAGGGAGUUAGUGAGGGCUUCUCUUUGGUUUCUGCAGUGUGUGGCCAUACAGGGGUUUGAGGUGUUUGCAGACCCGUCCAAAGCAACAUGAACACAGGCUACAUUCAGCAGCAGCUGAUUAUGUGGUCCCUGGAUGCCCCGCGGCACACCGUCCUCGCCCGCCUGCGCACGGCGCCCCCCGAUGGCCGGCAGCUGACCCCGCCCCCUAGGAUGACGGUGAGCGAGCGGCUGCGGGAGAAGAUCUCGGCGGCGUUCUACCGCCAUGGGCUGCUGUGUGCCUCCUAUCCGGUGCCCAUCAUCCUCUUCACCUCCGCCAGUAUCCUCGCCUGCUGUUACCCCCUGCUGCGGCUGCCUCUGCCGGGGACAGGGCCGGUGGAGUUCACCACACGGGUCCGAGAUUACACCGUCCCUUCCCAUGAGCCCCAGGGAGACCUCGGCGAGCGGCCUGACUGGUAUCAGGGUCCUCCGGUGGCCUACAUCCAGCAGGUCCUGGUGAAGGCAGCUGUGUCUCCCUGGGACAGUACGCUGGUCCCUGUGGACGUGUUCCGCUCCCCACUGGGCCGCGUAUUCAGCCUGCUGGAGGAGAUCCGCAACCAUGUACACAACGACGGUUCUGGGGUCAGGAGCUUGGAGGCGCUCUGCCUGCAGGUGACGGACCUGUUGCCGGGGUUACGGCGUAUGCAGACGGUGCUGCCGGAGCACGGUUGUCUGUUGGUCUCCCCCGGCAACUACUGGCAGAACCAGCGGGAACUGUUUGACUCUGACCCCGACCUGCUGAAGACCGUCCACCAGCACGAACCCAAAGGACUGCACACCUCCGCCACACUGAGAGGUAGAGAGGGAGGAAGGUGAUGGGAGGGGUCAGGUAAAUAGAGGGCAGAGCAGAGGAAGUAUCCUUUUGUAUCCCUUUAGCUAAUGCUCAUUGAGCCCCAACUAGAACAUGUGAGCGGAGUUGAGCGGUUGGAAAUUGCGCUCAUCGCUCAUGGAGCGGUGCUUGCGCUCCAUGGCCUUUCCUACCGCUCCAAAUUCGCUCCGUUCAUUAAAAUCACAAUUUAACCAACACCCAUCUAUUUUUGUGACUACCUGGACCUACCAAUUUGGUUUUUAAGUAUUGAAACCAAACCAUAUGGAUUUGAAUGAAAAGUAUUUGAAUAAACAUGAGAAGGUAAAUGUAAGAAGCGAACAUCAUUUCA
Molecule: messenger RNA, 1420 nt
Organism: Coregonus clupeaformis (lake whitefish)
Lineage: Eukaryota; Metazoa; Chordata; Actinopteri; Salmoniformes; Salmonidae
Product: sterol regulatory element-binding protein cleavage-activating protein-like
Exons: 5
Coding region: 315-1079 (254 amino acids)
Biological process (GO): SREBP signaling pathway
Cellular component (GO): Golgi membrane; endoplasmic reticulum membrane
Molecular function (GO): sterol binding
Source: RefSeq, a predicted model, not a curated record